AUGGGAAAGGAGGACAAAGGGAUGGCAAUAUAUUUUCUAAGAAUAACUCCACAAUUCCUCCGUGAGGUGGACUACCUGGUGUGCACAGAGGUGGAUAUGAAGUUCCGCGACCACGUGAAAGUGUUCCCCUCUUUUGGCACCCUGCACCCCGGUUUCUACCUGGCAGCCCACAAAGACUUCAGCUAUGAGCAUCGGCCACAGUUCCAGGCACACAUCCCCAGGGGCAAGGGUGACUUUUACUACAUGGGGGCCUUUUUUGGGGGGUCAGUGGAGGUUCACCGACUGACCUUGGCCUGUCACCAGGUGAUGGGAGUCGACCUGGCCAAUGGGAUCGAGGCUGUGUGGCACGACGAGAGCCACCUGAACAGGCACCUGCUGGACCACAAGCCCCUCAAGGUGCUGUCCCCGGAGGACCUGUGGACCUGUAGAUGCUGGGUUGUCCCCAGAGGACCUGUGCACCCAACACCACCUAAACUAUUGGCCAUUUCUUGUCACUUGAGCUGA
Molecule: messenger RNA, 504 nt
Organism: Odobenus rosmarus divergens (Pacific walrus)
Lineage: Eukaryota; Metazoa; Chordata; Mammalia; Carnivora; Odobenidae
Product: histo-blood group ABO system transferase-like
Exons: 2
Coding region: 1-504 (167 amino acids)
Biological process (GO): carbohydrate metabolic process
Cellular component (GO): membrane; Golgi apparatus; vesicle
Molecular function (GO): glycoprotein-fucosylgalactoside alpha-N-acetylgalactosaminyltransferase activity
Source: RefSeq, a predicted model, not a curated record